AUUAUCUGUUGUAUCAUACCCAUUCUUGUUGACAUGUUUGAUGUAAUUUUUGGGUGGAGAAAAGCUACUAAAUGUAAGAAUUUGAUUAAAAGAGUUAAAUGCCGGCUUAAGCUGUUGAAGAACAAGAGAAGUUGCAUUGUUAAGCAAUUGAAAGAUGACUUAGGGCAACUACUUAGACAUGGACAUUACCAAAUUGUCUUUGAUAGGGUUGAUCAGCUAUUUAUGGAUGACAAUAUGUUGGUAGUAUAUGAUUUAUUGGAGAAUUUUUGUGAAUUUAUCCUCAUUAGCCUUCCAUAUAUUCGUAGACACAAAGAUUGUCCAAAUGACAUCAAUGAAGCAGUGUCAAGUCUCGUAUUUGCAUCUACGAGACUUGGCAAUUUACCAGAGCUUCCUGUGAUCAGGAAACUCUUCGGACAACGUUAUGGGAAGAAAUUCGAAACAUCUGCACUUGAAUUACUUCCUGGAAAUCUUGUGAACUAUCAGAUAAAAGAGAACUUGUGUAUAAAGUCUGUUUCAAAUGAAGUGAAAUAUAAAUUGGUGGAUGAAAUAGCAAGGAUUUGCUUUCAACAAGGACCUUUACUUCUUGAAUACAGAAAUGAAUCACAACAAGAACAGGUAAUUAUGUUACGAUCGAAGAAUUCCAACAUCGCGACAGAAGCAAAUAUUGUAUCUAUUGAUUAUUCAUCAGAAAUUGAGGGAACUUCUACUGAUUAUUUAUCAGCAAUUGAACAAACUUCUAUAGAUUCAGUCCAUUGUAUGAAGAACAAUGAGCAGGAAAGAGUAUCAAAUCCUACUCGAUGUAGUAAUUAUUCGUCUCAAUCUACAAUUUCUAGUCCUGAGCUUGUAAUGAAAGGAGAAUUUUGGAGAGCCAAUGGCUUUAUAUCCGGGAAAAUGACAGAUCAGUUAGCUUAUAAGGAUGACGUUGAAGAGUUUGAGUCUAUUCUAAGCAAAGAUUUAAACUUUCAAGAUCAGAGGCUUUUCAUGUUCAAAGGACUUCUCUGUCCCUUAAUGUUAAAGAUGGAUACUGAUCAUAUCAAUGUGAGUAUUUCCCCUCUGCAAAAGACGAGACUUAUCGCUAUGAAGGAUGCAUCAUUCAUGACGGAUGAUUUGGAAAGAUGUUCGUUUACAUUCUCAUCAUCAUCAGCAAUGAUUCGCGGACAACUUUAUAUGAGGACAAGGACUAUGCCAGUUGAAAGGCCUAAAGAUAACCUCGUGGACAACUUUCUUCAAUCAAAUUCAUUUCCAGUACUUCAAGAGCCUGGUGAAGAAUCGUCGUUGAAAAGCUAUGUCCAUCCUAAGCUUCCGGAUUACGAUGAAAUUGCAGCUAUGUUCAAGGCUCUCAAGAAAGAAAAACUGCAAGCAGAAAGGAAUUUGAGGUCAAUUCAUAACAAAUAG
Solanum verrucosum is the source of this 1395-nucleotide messenger RNA. RefSeq lists its product as uncharacterized. NCBI's taxonomy places the organism in Eukaryota, Viridiplantae, Streptophyta, Magnoliopsida, Solanales, Solanaceae. The record is from RefSeq and is a predicted model, not a curated record. Gene Ontology annotation, biological process: protein transport. The transcript is spliced from 6 exons. Bases 34 to 1395 code for a protein of 453 amino acids.